Messenger RNA from Ochlerotatus camptorhynchus, 2744 nucleotides. RefSeq lists its product as uncharacterized. Lineage: Eukaryota; Metazoa; Arthropoda; Insecta; Diptera; Culicidae. The transcript has a single exon. The record is from RefSeq and is a predicted model, not a curated record. Bases 1592 to 2710 code for a protein of 372 amino acids. Gene Ontology annotation, cellular component: nucleus. Gene Ontology annotation, molecular function: DNA binding.
AUUUUGCUUGCCUGCUUUGUUGCAAUAUACAUGGUUGAGGACAUAGUGGACGACGGGGUCAUUUCGCCAAUGGGGCGGAAUGGCCAACGCUGUGUUUUCAAUGAUAAUUGUGGUUUAAAGUUAAAUUAGUAGCUAAAACUAGGUGAUCCUUCGCUGAUAAUGCAAAAUAAGCAAAAGACAAAUUUAAAUCUAUUUUAUGUGCGGAAAAAUCAAUCGAAGUACAAGUUGCGAAAAUGUGAAAAAAAAAUUAUAAGAAAAGCGGUGUCAAAAAUAAGGAUUUGGUCAUCUCCUGCGUCAUUUAUUUAAUUUUGUGGUGUAAGACAAUAUUGCUGAUUGGUUUCGUGAACGUUUAGUAUUUUAAUUUAUUAUAUAAUAUCGCUUAUUUGAACAAAUUCUAAUAAACAAAUUCCGCUCUCUCAUCGGGGCGGAAUGAGCACCACUAUGCGGGGUGACGUGGGCAUAUAAAAAUGAGCCAUAACCUAUAAUUUCAGUAUUGUUUACUUCUGCACUCGCGGACACCGCUUCAUAUUUUCGGUGGAUUAAAUCGCAAAUUGAACGGUAAACAUGGUUCGGUGUUAUAAAAGUACCGGUAAAAAGAAACAGUGGUCGUCUUCAAACCUUCUCGCCGCGAUAGAAGCAGUGAAUCGUCACGGAUUAUCAAAAAAACAGAGCAGCAAUAGAACAUGGUGUUCCACGUCAAACCCUGAACCGAUAUUUGAACCUUCCGAAACAGAACGUAUGCGAAUUGAUGAUGCUGGACAACACCGUGUUUUCCCGACAGCAAGAAGAAGAACUUGUGCAGUACAUAGUGGACAUGGACAAACGCCUAUAUGGCCUUACUCUUCGGGAUAUAAGAAGCGUCGCGUAUCAUCUGGCGGAACGAAAUAAAACAAAUUCAAUAAGAAAACACAAUUGGCAGGAUCGGAGACGAGCCAGCCAACGGCUGGGAAAGUCUCCUUAAUAAAGAUAUAUAAAAAAAAAAAAACCCUCAACUUACUUUGCGGACGCCAGAACGAACGUCGAUUGCUAGAGCACAAGCAUUCAACAAAGGGGCUGUCAAUGGAUUUUACGAUAUUCUGGAGAAGAUCUUCGAUAUGGCGAGAUGGACCGUCACACGGUCUAAGCCAGGGAAAAGAGGAGCAGCAAAAAAAAAAAAAAAAGAUCUUCGAUAACACUGUGUUCCCUGCCAGCAGAACAUACAACGUGGACGAGACGUCGAUUGUUACGGUAUGGAGUAUGAAUGUUUUCAAAAGCCAAAUCUUAUGAGUUUUACCUAGGGGAAAUGUUGACUUCGGCAAUACCUUAACCUAUUAUCGUCAGGGGGGUAAACAAAGUCCUAGAGCACUCAAAUUUGGCCAAUAGAUGCUCUGAAACACAAUGUAUCCACAUGCCCAAAUUGAGCUCUCAAGGACGUUGUUUACCCCCCUGACGAUAAUAGGUUAAGGUAUUGCCGAAGCCAACAUUUCCCCUACUUUUAUUACAUUUUUAGGUCCAAACAAAAACAUCAAAGGUCGUAUCUUUGAGAGGAAAGCGUCAGGUAGGAUGCAUUGCUUCUGCAGACAGAGGAGUCCUGACUACAGCUUGCAUAUGUAUGUCUGCUGUGGGACACUUUAUCCCACCCAUGUUAUUAUUCCCGCGGGCACGACUGACAGAACAGCUACAAAAGGGAGCGCCACCGGAAACGUUAUUCAGUUGUAACACGUCGGGUUGGAUGACAAUUGCCGAUUUUUCAGCAUGGUUCGAACACUUCUUGGCACAUACAAGGCAUACAAAGGAGAGCCCGGUACUGCUUCUACUGGACGGACAUGCUUCGCAUACAAAAAAUCUAGAUUUUCUGGAUAAUGCCAAGCGUUCUUAUGUUACGGUGAUUUCCCUACCUCCACACUGUAGUCACAAACUGCAGCCUCUUGAUGUCAGCUUCAUGGCGCCUCUUAAAACUAACUUGUCGCAAGUUAUUGAGGCAUACUUAAAGAAGAAUCCUGGCAAGGUCAUCACACUGAAUGAAAUAAGUGCACUUUUCCGAAAAGCUUAUCUUCGCUCUUUGACAGCCUCUGUUGCAGUAAAUGGAUUCCGCAAAACUGGCAUCGUACCGUUCAACAGGUCAGUAUUCACCGAUGAUGACUUUGUGCCAGCGGAUGUAUCGGACAUACCCUUCGCAUCAGCGAAUGUAUCGGACAUACCCUCAAAUAACGAAACUGAAAAAGCAUCGAGAAACGAUAACCAGUCAGACGACGAAGAUGAACCGCCAUUUCUAGGUUUCGACGAUGUAGAUCGUGUUUUUGCAAACAACGCAUCUGUUGAGGAGAGAAGAGAUGUUUCAACCAAAUCCUUGAAUGGGUUAAACAAGUCGUUUUCCAUAGGGCCAUUAGAAAUCCGGCCUUUACCUAAAAUCGCGCUGAAGGAACAAAAGAGAGGAAGAAAGAAAGAAAAAUCUGCUGAAUUGACAUCUAGACCACAUCGAAACGCGCUGAAGUUAUUGCAAGCUACCAAGGAAAUAAACCAACUGAAAACAACAGAAAAAGUAUGUGGAAAGCGUCCUCAAGGUAAACCUAUAACACGAAGAAGACAGAAGGAGAACAGGGAUGUACGGGACAUACUAUGCGAGAGUUGCGGCAUCUGUUUCAGCUCAUCAGGUGAUGGAAAUUGUUGGGAGAAAUGCAUCAAAUGCCACAUGUGGUGUGCAAAGACUUGUAUUAGUUGUUCUUCGUAAUAACUAUGAAUUAAUUGUUUGUUAACUCAUGUUA